AUGGUGACAAUGCUUUCAACCGUUCCGCUCAACGUGGGGCGCAAACGCGUGUUUGGCUCCGUCUUUUCCCCCGCGUCCCUAGAAGCCCCAACGAAGUCGAAAUCAACCCCGAAACACGAAACCGAACGGACACCCACCAGCUCCUUCCAUAGCUCGACAGGCUCAACUUCGACAUUCAAGGCAGAUUCAUUCGCCACUGUUGCAGGUCCGACAGAUUCACUGGACGAAGAAACAUUGGAACAGGCGCGGCUUGCGGCGAGCGACUUCUUGUCUGUUCCCAACCUCGGCUUCCAACUGCUGUAUGACUACCGGAAUACGGAUGGGAGUGAAGUGCUCAAACAAUGGAAUCGGCUUAGUCCACCGUCAAAGGAGACAGCAGAGGCCCUGGAGUGUCUAGUGCGGAACUGUCCGUGGACGCUGUUUGAUUGGUAUGGGUGUGAUAUUCGGAAGCAUUUCUUGGUCAAUUUGCGUGAUGGACUCUCCCAGCUUCUUCGAAGCUCGGAGAAGGAAGGCCUUCUCCGGACAAUAGUCGAUUGUUUACAGCUUGCACGUCGAAUUUACUUGGCGCCUGUCGUGCACUACCUGCUUCCAUUGAUCCCCUCACCCCAUCAAGCUGGUUUCCUGGCUCAAUUGCACCGAGCCUUUCAUACAGUAGUUUCAUACUCGCUGCCAUGGCCGCAGAUAUCACCGCUUCUUGCAAGCGAAAUGACGCGAGAUGCUGUCACUAUUUUGGGGAUCGACACCCUGGAUGAUGACUUCGAUAUGGAAAAAAUCAGUGUUGAUGAGAUGGAGGUGGACCGGACAUAUUCCGUCUCGUACAGCGACUGGAGACAAGAAACGACCGAGGCGCGAGCACACAUGAUGGUCGAGGGUGAGGACCAUCGAGUGACAGUUGCCCGCGACAGACUUCUCGCUUUCCUCAAUGGUCUCCAGCUCGUUGGACUUGGUGCCGAGAAAGCCCAGAAGGUAUUUGCGAGGGUGAUGAAUGUGAUGAUGUCGGAUUUCGUUUCAGCUGCGUACACCGGACAGUGGGACACGCCAACAUCGGCGCCGCAGCACCUGCGACAAUGGAUAGAGAAUGUCUUUGCCCGUCUCGCAGUACAGGUCCUGGCUAUCAUUCAUUCCGAACAAUCAGGAUCCCACUCUAGGGCCUUGGAUGUGAGCUUUGGUGAUGUGGAGAAAUGGCAGGAAAUGGGCAUAGCUCGCUUGGGUGCGCUCCGAGUGAGUGAGCUUUUUGACGUCGUGGUUGAGUGGCCUGCCAGCAGUGGAGCGGUGGAAGAUCUGCGACAUUUUACUACGCAUACUACAUCGAGAACCCAUGUUACUCAGUCAUUUAUCAACAUGCUCCAACAGCGCUUACUGCACCCUGGAGCUUCGACUGUCGAGAUCUUGCAGGUUUACAUCUCCAUCAUUCGAGCCUUCCAUCUACUGGACCCUAAAGGCGUCCUGCUUGACCGUAUCGCUCGACCUAUCCGACGUUAUUUGAGAGACCGCGAGGAUACUGUUAAGGCCAUUGUUGGUGGUCUUUUGGCAGAUCCAUCAGCGCAUAAUCCAGACGAUACUCUGGCAGAGCUAUCAACAGAGUUGACCAAAGUCCACCAGCACGCUAUGCGGAGCAACAAAGGCGAACUUGACUUUGACGACUUGAACUGGGUACCUGAUCCAGUCGACGCCGCUCCUGACUACCGAAAAUCAAAGAGUGCCGAUGUCAUUGACAGUCUGGUCAGUCUGUUUGAGUCGAAGGAGACCUUCGUCAAGGAAAUGCAGACUCUACUCGCAGACCGCUUGAUUCAGAACCGCAAAAACUAUGACCAGGAAAUUACAGUUCUGGAACUUCUCAAGGUCCGAUUCGGCGACUCGGCCCUACAAGCAUGCGAGGUCAUGCUCCGAGAUAUAUCGGACUCGCGACGUCUCAACAUCUCCGUACAGAAGCAAAGCCACACAAAGCCUCGCUCAGCGGCCAUGGCAAACAGAGUCGUGCAGCCAGAUGACACAGAACUCCACGCUAAGAUCUUAUCUCGCUUCUUCUGGCCGGAAAUGCAAGAACAAGAAUUCAAGGUCCCCGAAGAAAUCGUCAAGCUACAAGAGAGCUACGCCACAGGCUUUGAAACCCUGAAAGCUUCACGCAAAUUGAAGUGGCGCAACGGUUUAGGCCAAGUCAGAGUCGAAUUGGAACUAGAAAAUCACAGUUUUGCCGGUGAAGUCACAACGUGGCAAGCAACGGUAAUAUACGCCUUCAACUCUGACACCGACACCGGUUCCAACGAACCAGCCACAAGAACAAUCACCGAAUUAUCCGACACGCUCUCCAUGACUCCAGCCCUAGUCCGCAGCGCUUGCUUAUUCUGGGUAAGCAAACGCAUUCUAACGGAACCGCACCGCGACACCUUCCGUGUCUUGGAAAUUCUUCCCAGCGAAGACGAAGUCUUAGCCUCCGCCACUAGCGGUGCCGAAGGCACAGCGGAUGAAGACGCCGAUGGUGCCAAUGCAGCCGUAGCAGCAGAAGCAGCAGCAGCCGCAGCAGCGAAAGAAUCAGCCGAAGCAGCUGCUAUGGAGAAGAUGAAUUUGCAUUGGCAGUUCAUUGUCGGUAUGCUUACGAACCAGGGUGCUAUGCCUCUGCAAAAUAUUGUUAUGAUGUUGAAGAUUGUCGUCCCCGGCGGAUUUCCAUUUAGUAAUGAGGAGCUAAGAGAGUUCCUCGGCGGCAUGGUUUCGAAAGGCAAGUUGGAGGUGGUUAGUGGUGGCAGCUACAAGAUUGUGCUUUAG
Molecule: messenger RNA, 2763 nt
Organism: Penicillium nucicola
Lineage: Eukaryota; Fungi; Ascomycota; Eurotiomycetes; Eurotiales; Aspergillaceae
Product: anaphase promoting complex subunit 2
Exons: 2
Coding region: 1-2763 (920 amino acids)
Biological process (GO): ubiquitin-dependent protein catabolic process
Cellular component (GO): anaphase-promoting complex
Molecular function (GO): ubiquitin protein ligase binding
Source: RefSeq, a predicted model, not a curated record